Cavenderia fasciculata is the source of this 444-nucleotide messenger RNA. RefSeq lists its product as uncharacterized. The transcript has 2 exons. The record is from RefSeq and is a predicted model, not a curated record. Lineage: Eukaryota; Evosea; Eumycetozoa; Acytosteliales; Cavenderiaceae. The coding region runs from base 1 to 444 and encodes 147 amino acids.
AUGUCACAAGAAUUGAUCGAAUUAUUAAAAGAGAAACAUGGGUUUGAUGAUAACAACCAUAAUAUUAAAUAUAUAAUAGAAAAUGAUAUCUAUCCCAAUGACGUUAGAGAAAAAAAUGAUAUGGAGCUUCAUGACAAUGGUAAUGGUUUUACCAAAGCUGUUUGUUCAACUUUAAAGUAUGAUUAUCUUGUUCAAAAAAAACAUCUCUCUAUAUCUGAUCAAAUAUCAAAGGCGAUAUCUGAUCAAAUAUCAAAGGGGAUAUCUGAUCAAAUAUCAAAGGCGAUAUCCGAUCAAAUUCAACAACAAAUAGACGAACAAUUUGACAAAUAUUUUGACCAAGAAUUAGAACAAGUUAAUUAUACUAGUGAUGUUGAUGAUGAUGAUGAUGAUGACAUUCAAGACACCAAGACCAAAAAAAUAAGAUCAAAACACCAGAGAAAUUAA